AUGUUCCCUGGGCCGGCCGGGUUGGAAUUCCAACCGUACGAUUGCCAUCGUGCGGUUCACCCUCGUCCUCCCUCUGGGCCACACUUGGACCUGGUUGUCCAACUGCACCCCUCUGGUUCCUCCCACUUCUCCCUCUCGGCUGCUCCCUCACUUCCUCCUCGACUUCUUCAUCACUGCCGCUACUCUCUUCACGUGCCUCCUCCCUAUAAGACGGAUCAUUCCGCUCAUUACUUUCAGUAUCCGGUAGUGUUAAAGCCCGACGCCCUGCAGACUGGAACGCGUUCUCCGGACCCCCUUCAACCCUGUUUCCUUCUCGCCGUCCCGCUCCUCGUCCUCUCCCUUGCAAUGGUGAUUGCCGGCGAGCCGUGGCCAACGCCAUCGCCCGCUGCCGCUGCGUCAGCGGUGAGCGGAAGGUCCCUGCCUGUUGCUGCCUCUGAGACUGCUGCCCUGAAGCCGCCGCUGCCUCCCGCAUUGAAGGCUGUGUCCUCGGCCCCUGCUGCAGCUGAUCAGCAUCCGGCUCCCCCUGCUCCUGUCGCUGCUCCCGCAGGACAGGUUCCUGCCGCUGCUCCCGCUCCCCCUGCUCCUGUCGCUGCCCCGGUUCCCCCUGCCCCUGAUGUUGCUGUUCUGUCUCCUCCCGUCGAUCUUGGCGCCCCGCCAUUCGACGCUGCCCCUGUUGCGCUGGCUGCCGCCGUGGGCUCUGCCGCGCCGGUGGUGUCGCAACCGGCGGUGUCCGCCACCACUGCCGGCCAGUCCCUCGUGGUGGGACCUGUUGAAGCUCCCGCCCCUCCAGCUGCGGCGAUUUCUGUGCCGCUCCCAAACGUCCAGGCGGUGCCUGAUCCUGCGCCGCUCGCUGCUGUUCCCCCUGCUCAGCAUCAGCCAACUCCGGGCCGCCGGCAGCAUCGGCCUCACUCCCCGGCGCCACGGGACGAGCGAGAGAUGACGCGGCGGCGUCGUGACUCUCCUCGGCGCCGUGGUUUCCAGGCGAGCUGGGCUUCGGCCGUUCCUCAUGCUCCCUCUGCAUCUGCUGCUGCACUUGGGAACCGUAUGCGCCUGCCGUGGGUUCUUCCUGUGGCAAGGGGACCCGUGACGGGUCAGUAUCCCUCUCUGCUGCCCGUCGAUCCCCCUCUGCCGACUGCUCCGCUACCUCAACAGUCGCUGGUGGGGCCCUCUCCUUCCGCUGUGGUGCCGGAGGCGUCUCUGGGGCAGCUGUGGCGCCUCUCUGAGGGCCUGCGGGCUGUUCACCUGAUUCAGUUGUAUGGUCACGCGGCUCUCGCCCAGGGUGUUCCUCUGGACAGUGGCCAUCGGGACGAGUGCCUAGAUGCCGCUGAUCGGCUGGUCGAGCUCCUGGCACCCGUGUUGGCUGCGCCCGCGCGGGGUGGAGUUGCGGGCGUUGGACAGCUUGGGACGGCAGUCCGUGGGCUGCGCCGGUUUUUGCGCGCAGGGACUGCAGUCGACUUGAUCGGCGCAACCACCGUGGUGGUGCGCGAGCUUCAUCGCUCUCUGACGGGUCUUCUCGCUGUCCUUGACGCGGAUCAGAUGUAG
Molecule: messenger RNA, 1542 nt
Organism: Closterium sp. Naga37s-1
Lineage: Eukaryota; Viridiplantae; Streptophyta; Zygnematophyceae; Desmidiales; Closteriaceae
Source: the annotation of a GenBank genome assembly